GUCAUUAUUCGUUGACGUUUCCUUAGUGUUCUGUGUUUUUGGAGCGUGAGAGAGAGAGAGAGAGAGAGACAGCGCUCCAUGUGCUUACAUUUAUUAACCAAGAACGCAGAAGAUGUCUCGCUUAAUUGUUAAAAAUUUGCCAAAAAAUACUACGGAAGAAAAAAUCCGACAGGUUUUCAUAGAGUUUGGCCAUAUCACAGACGUGCAACUCAAAUACACACCCCAGGGUCAUUUCAGAAGAUUCGGGUUCGUUGGAUACCAAAAUGAAGCAGAAGCCGAUGAAGCUGUAAAAAAGCUGCAUAAAUCGUUCAUAAACACCAGCCGAAUAACUGUCGAAAAGUGUGCACUUUUAGGUGACUUUGAAAAACCAAAAUCUUGGAGCAAAUAUGCGUCAGACAGUACUGCUUUCAAAAAGGCCCAUAAUAUUGCUGAGGAAUCAGACACUAAUUCAAGGAUCUCCAAAAGCAAAGAGAAGGAGAAAAAAACUAAAAUCGAUCCCAAAGUUGAGUUGUUGCAGAAAUACCAAGAUGAUCCCCUGUUUGAAGAAUUUCUUGAAGUCCAUGGUGGCUUUGAAGAUCUAAAAAAACUGAAAGAAAAUUCGUUAGAAGAGAGUCACAAUUCAAUUGUGCAGUCAGAUAAUGCUCAUCAGUCUGAUAUCGAAGACACAGAAAAAUUAUCUUUUAAACCGAUUAGCGACAUGGAGUACAUGAAAUCGCUAAUUAAAGGACAAAACCAACUGCCCGAGGACCAAAGGAAGCCCCGUCAGAAAACUGAAAAAAAAAUUAAGGAAAAAGUUAAACUCUUUACCUUGAAGUUAAAAGAUUUGCCUUACAAAACGAGCAAGAAGGAUAUAAAGGACCUGUUCCGGCCAAACAUUCCUUUCAGCAUUCGCAUCCCGAGACACGUCAACGGUAUCGCCUUCGUUGGCUACAAAACCGAAAAGAACUUUAAAAAGGCCCUCUUAAAACACAAAAGCUUCGUGAAGGGCAAACAGGUAUGCGUAAUGAGGUAUGAGGCCAAGGAUCCGGACCGGGAGGUGUCCACUGAUCCCAAACGGAACCGAUGGAAGAGCCAGGAAGAGGCGCUGAAAAACGAAGAGGAUAUAGGAGAAUCCGGCCGGAUCUUCGUCCGAAAUUUGUCGUACACGACCACCGAGACCGAUAUCGAGCAACUCUUCUCAAAAUAUGGCCCCUUGACCGAGGUCAAUUUGCCGGUCGACUCGGCCACGCGCAAAAUGAAAGGUUUUGGGAUGGUGACGUUUAUGAUGCCCGAGCACGCUGCCAAAGCCUACUCCGAACUCGACGGCUCCGUGUUGCACGGUCGCAUGCUUCACCUGUUGCCCGGCAAGGCGAGAGAUGGCGGCGCGGUUGGCGACGAGGAAACCGAUUUUAAAAAAAGCAAGGCGACCAAGCAGAAAUCGGAAGCUGGCUCCGCCCACAAUUGGAACCCGCUGUUUUUGGGUCACGACGCGGUAGCGGGAGUGAUCGCGGAUACCUACAACACAGCAAAAGAGAAUAUAGUCGGCGAGGACGCGAGAGGGAGCAGCGCUGCCGUCAAGCUGGCCUUGGGAGAGACCAAACUGGUCGCGGAAACUAGAAAGUACUUGGAGAAGUACGGCGUGGUGCUGGACGCAUUCAAUGCGCCGCCGAAAGCGAAUUCGAAGACCGCCAUAUUGGUAAAAAAUCUGCCAUCGAAAACGCAGGUGGCGGAAAUAAGGAAGUUGUUUGAGCGGCACGGCUCACUGGGUAGGGUCAUCUUACCGCCUAGCGGCAUUACAGCCAUCGUCGAAUUCAUCGAGCCGUCGGAGGCUCGAAACGCCUACCGCGCGUUGGCGUAUUCGAGGUUCAAAAACGCGCCCCUCUACCUGCAAUGGGCACCCGAGGACGGACUAUCCGACAGAGUCCUCGAACCUGCAGCGCCGGUAGGGGACGUCGCCGACACGACCGACGUAGCGCCGGUAAAAGAGGAACAAAAUGCCGAAGUCGACGAAGAACCGGAACCGGACACCACGAUUUUCGUGAAAAAUUUAAACUUCGAGACCAGAGAUGACGCCCUGUCGAAGCACUUCUCCGGUUGCGGCAAACUGCAUUACGCCACUGUCGCCACGAAACGUGACAAAAACAACCCGGGCAAAAAACAAUCGAUGGGUUACGGUUUCGUCCGAUUCCUGCUCAAAUCGUCGGCUGAUAAAGCUUUGAAGACUCUCCAGCAGAGCGUUCUCGACGGGAAAUCUCUCGAACUGAAGCGUUCGGAGCGCACUCUAGCGAACGACACGCGACCAUCACGCAAACCGACUAAACUAACAGAACAGACGGGUUCGAAGAUUCUGGUUAGAAACGUGCCGUUCCAGGCGAACCGUAAAGAAUUGUACGAACUAUUCGGGACGUUCGGUGAAAUUAAAGCGCUGCGUUUACCGAAGAAAACGACACCGGGGGCCGCAAACGAGCAUCGGGGUUUCGCGUUCGUCGACUACGCGGCGAAUUCAGACGCAAAAGCGGCGUUCGAAGCGUUGGGAGGCAGCACUCAUUUGUACGGCCGAAGACUGGUGCUGGAAUGGGCGUCCGGCGACCAAGGCGUCGAAGAAAUCAGGAAACGAACUUCCGAACACUUCGGGACGCGCGACGACGUUAAAUCCAAAAAGAGCGUGUUCAGCAUCGACUAAACCGCGAAUCGUUGCGUGUUAUCAAUAAACCGCGUCUGCCAUAAAAACAAAAAAAAAACAAUAACAUUAAAUAAUAAUACAUAAAUAAAUAGAACAUUUAACGAGAUCAAAAAUGCCCCAUCCAAACUAAUUGAUGGUUGGUCUGUCAGCGGUCAGCUGAUGUGAUGUGAAAUACUAAAAGGAUGUCGAACUUCCAUUGUCUUUAUUUUUAACUUACACAACGU
Messenger RNA from Cylas formicarius (sweet potato weevil), 2886 nucleotides. Its product is annotated as probable RNA-binding protein 19. Bases 113 to 2662 code for a protein of 849 amino acids. The transcript is spliced from 10 exons. Gene Ontology annotation, molecular function: RNA binding. The record is from RefSeq and is a predicted model, not a curated record. NCBI's taxonomy places the organism in Eukaryota, Metazoa, Arthropoda, Insecta, Coleoptera, Brentidae.